Messenger RNA from Musa acuminata subsp. malaccensis (wild Malaysian banana), 2454 nucleotides. The record is from RefSeq and is a predicted model, not a curated record. Lineage: Eukaryota; Viridiplantae; Streptophyta; Magnoliopsida; Zingiberales; Musaceae.
AUCUCAGAGCCUCCUGCGGCUUCCCCCUCCUCUCUUCCGCUCCUCCCCAUCUCCGCCUUCUUCUUCUUCCUCCUGUGAUCAACCCUGGGUUCCAUCUUCUCCUCUUGCUCCACUUGCAGAGCAGGUACCAAGGCUAUGAUCUUAUUUUGCUUCUGUUCAGUUUAUUCGGCCCAAUUCGUAGACGAAAAUGAACUAGUUAGGAUCACUUUGGAUGAUCUCGUCGUAAGCAGUGAGAGAGACUAACCUCUAGUGUCUUGGUUGUUCGAUGGCUUCUCGUUCUCUUUUCUCUUCGAAGAUAUUUUUCUGACAUAAAAAGGAUUUCUCUUUUGUUCUUCAUAAGCAAACAUACAGAAUAUUCCGUCAUUGAUUCCUGUUUGCUUUUUGAGUUUUCUGGGUUCUACCUUUUGGGGAAUCCCUACAUCUUCGGAGGCUGUGGAUUCCCAAUUGUCUCUGCCUUUCCCUGUCACACUGGCGAAGGGAGAUUGGAACUCUUUCUGCUCGUCUUAAGGAACUGUCGCACAACAUACAUCAAACUUCGAGUGAUUAACUUCGACCAGAGUUGCAGAGCUUUCACGAUUGCUUUGUUCUACUACAGCUACUGUUUGCGGUCGUGUGCACUGCUAAGAAGGUGGGAAGCAGAGGAGAAGUGCUGCCACAAUGGCCGGAGACCAGCUCCAAGUGCUCAACGCCCUUGACCUAGCCAAGACGCAAUGGUACCACUUCACGGCCAUCGUCAUCGCUGGCAUGGGCUUCUUCACCGACGCCUACGACCUGUUCUGCAUCUCCCUUGUCUCCAAGCUCCUUGGCCGCAUCUACUAUUUCGACCGCGACUCGCCCACCCCCGGCACGCUCCCGCCCAAAGUGUCUGCGGCUGUCAAUGGCGUGGCCUUCUGCGGCACCCUCUCCGGCCAGCUUUUCUUCGGGUGGCUUGGCGACAAGCUCGGUCGCAAAAAAGUCUACGGCAUGACUCUCAUGCUCAUGGUCAUUUGCUCCGUCGCUUCCGGCCUCUCCUUCGGCCACGACCCUAAUGGCGUCAUAGCCACACUCUGCUUCUUCCGCUUUUGGCUGGGCUUCGGCAUCGGCGGCGACUACCCGCUCUCCGCCACCAUCAUGUCGGAGUAUGCCAACAAGAGGACCCGCGGAGCCUUCAUCGCUGCCGUCUUCGCCAUGCAGGGCUUCGGCAUCCUCACCGGCGGCAUCGUCGCCCUCAUUGUCUCCGCCGCCUUCAAGAGCCGCUUUGACGCGCCGGCCUACCAGUUCGACCGGGAAGGCUCCACCGUAUCGCAGGCCGAUUACAUCUGGCGCAUAAUUCUCAUGCUGGGAGCCCUCCCGGCCGCCCUAACCUACUACUGGCGGAUGAAGAUGCCAGAGACCGCGCGAUACACCGCCCUGGUAGCCAAGAACGCGAAGAAGGCGGCCGCCGACAUGUCCAAGGUCCUCCAGGUGGAUAUCGUCGAGGAGCAGACCAAGGUGGAGCAGCUGACCAUGAAGGAGGCCAACAGCUUCGGCCUCUUCUCCAGGGAGUUCGCUCGCCGCCACGGUCUCCACCUCGUCGGCACCACCACCACGUGGUUCCUCCUCGACAUCGCCUUCUACAGCCAGAACCUGUUCCAGAAGGACAUCUUCACCGCCAUCGGUUGGAUUCCGAAGGCGGCCACCAUGAACGCCAUCGAGGAAGUGUUCAGGAUCGCCCGGGCGCAGACCCUCAUCGCGCUCUGCGGCACCGUACCGGGCUACUGGUUCACCGUGGCCUUGAUCGACACCAUAGGCCGGUUCACCAUCCAACUCAUGGGCUUCUUCUUCAUGACCGUCUUCAUGCUCGGCCUCGCCAUCCCCUACAACCACUGGACCACUCAUCACAUCGGCUUCGUCAUCAUGUACGGCUUCACCUUCUUCUUCGCCAACUUCGGGCCCAACAGCACCACCUUCAUCGUGCCGGCGGAGAUCUUCCCCGCGCGGCUGCGGUCCACAUGCCACGGCAUCUCGGCGGCCGCGGGCAAGGCCGGGGCCAUCGUGGGCGCCUUCGGGUUCCUGUACGCGGCACAGAACAGCACGGACCCGACGAAGAGGGACAAGGGCUACCCGGCCGGAAUCGGCGUCCGCAACGCGCUCUUCGUGCUCGCGGCGUGCAAUUUUUUGGGCGUGAUCUUUACCUUCCUAGUGCCGGAAUCGAAGGGGAGGUCGCUCGAGGAAAUGUCGGGCGAGAACGAAGACGAGGAACAGAUGGAAUCCGCAGCCCCUCACAACAGGACGAUGCCUGCUUAAUAUUAUUAUUAUUAUACAUCCCCUCCCUCAUUGGCUAGUAAUAUCAUAUUGAUAUGUCUGUAAUUCUCUCUAUUCCCUCCAAACUCCUCCGACGCAGCUCUUCCCGGUGGAAGAAGAGACGGUGUCGCAGGUAAAUGUGUGGAAGUGCUCUUUGGCAUCAAGUUUACGCUCCUCCGUUCAUGCUUGAAU